Helobdella robusta is the source of this 1053-nucleotide messenger RNA. RefSeq lists its product as hypothetical. The record is from RefSeq and is a predicted model, not a curated record. Lineage: Eukaryota; Metazoa; Annelida; Clitellata; Rhynchobdellida; Glossiphoniidae. The transcript has a single exon. Bases 1 to 1053 code for a protein of 350 amino acids.
AUGAGAAAGUCGCAAGAAAAAACGCUCGCGUUUAGAGAAGUCAGUGAGAAAACUUUGUUUGACAUAUCUGCAUGCAAGUGUGGUGAAGAUUUUGAUAAUUGUUUUUGUAAAAACAAAGUGCCUAAAAGAGAAAGAGAUUUUUUAACCGACCAAAGAACAGUGCGUAAGAUGAUAAUUGGCAAUACAGAUAAAAAAAUUAGUCAAAGUCUACAGAAAAGUCUGGCGAGAAAAGCCAAAGAAGAAGCCAGAUUGUCGAAGAUUGAAGGUCCUUGUGUAAAAAAACAGAAAUGUGACAACCUGGCUUUCGAUGAAGUUGAAGAAGUUGAAGAAAUAAAACAAAUCAAUUUUCCACCUGACUCUUCAGAAGAGUAUAAACCAUCCACACCAAGCCAGCUUAGAAGACCUUCUCCAUCAAAUUUUAGAAAAAGUGUUAAAUUGCCUAACUUAGCCCAAGCGUGUGAUCGAACUGGAAUAUCCGAUCGAUCGGCUUCACUGCUAGUCAACGCUGUUCUCCAAGAUUUGCAAAUAAUAACAAAAACAAAUUCAUCUCAAAUAGUGGAUAGAAGUAAAAUUAGGCGCGAACGAACAAAAAGAAGAGCCCAUCUUCAAAAUAAGUCUUUCAAUGAAUUCACAGCUGUUCGUGGACUUUAUUUCGACGGGAGAAAAGAUAAAACAAUUCAACAAGAUAAAAAAGGCACAAAAUAUUACAGAAGCACUGUAACAGAAGAGCAUGUUGUUUUACUUUCCGAACCUGGUUCACUUUUCUUAGGUCAUGUGUCACCAAUGUCAGGAAGUGCUAAAAAUAUAACACUAAGUAUAAAAACAUUUUUAAAAGAUGCUGAUUCAAAUAUUAAUGAGUUGAAAGCUAUUGGGUGCGAUGGCACGGUUAUAAAUACAGGGUUAACUAAUGGUGUUAUAAGGCAACUAGAAUUGUUCAUAGGUCGUCCAUUACAAUGGCACAUUUGCUUGCUGCACACCAAUGAAUUGCCUCUUCGCCAUUUAAUUCAAUUCCUAGAUGGAAAAACAAGCAAUCCAAGAUGCUUCUUCUGGUGA